This is a messenger RNA of Marchantia polymorpha subsp. ruderalis, 1630 nucleotides long. Lineage: Eukaryota; Viridiplantae; Streptophyta; Marchantiopsida; Marchantiales; Marchantiaceae. The record is from the annotation of a GenBank genome assembly.
CCGCAGCCAGGUGGCGUAUAUGCUGUGACACCCUUCUUCCAUCAAAACGUACAGAGUUUUCGGCUGAAUAGAUUCCUCAAACGUAGUACCCUUUCCUGGGGCUACCGGACAAUGGUAUAGGACUUCUUGAAGAGCCAAGCAAAGUCGAUUGCACUUGGUUACUGUUGAUGCGCUCUGUCUGUAGGACGUGCGUGUUUCCCCAUUGAUGAGUAAGUGUGGAGGGCCUUGAGAACGUACUUUCGAAUGCAUCCAUCGAAGAAGUACUGAGAAGCAGCUCGCUGAUUUUCUGCCGCCCCGCUUCAGCGGCUCGACAAUGAUAGCGAGGAGAAUCACACUGGAAGUAUGCUUCACCUGACAAUCUUGCACAUAUAAUGAUAGAGCCGAACUGGUGAAGAGCACUUGUCUGUGGGUCUGUAAUCUACGUCUCAGACUUAAGGUAUUGGAGAGUAAGUGUCACCGAAUCUGAUCACAUGGGUAAGGGACUCAAAGUCUAUCUUUUCUAGACGUCUUCUGGUCUUGCACGCUGAAGAAUGAUCUCCUCCUCGUGGCCCAAAGAGGAAAAGUCUCUGCCCUAGCUAGGAAAACAGUUAAGCCAAAGCCAAAACCAUGUGCACGAGAGCUACUCGUGCGUAUGACUUUUGGUAGUAGCCAACAGCAUCGCAGUGAGUGGUGAAAUAGUGGGAGGGAUUUCCUGGUUGAGAAUGGACCGGAGCUCCUCGAGCGGGACAUGAUCAAGACAAGGACACACUUGUUUGGUGUAAAAUUGCAGAUGGGAAUCGAGUCCCAGAAGUUCCGACUCUUGAAGAAGCAAGCUCUGCCGAGGACGGAUCCAAUACUUGAAAAUGAAUUCGAACAAUUAGCUCGACAGACAGGACAGUCUACACGAAGGACUGCGGGCAACGAUUAGCACCGACAUUCCUGUAAAGGAUGAGCGAUGGUUGCUUGAGAUGUGUGAAAGUUUGGCUGCGAGAGGUCUACCUCCGCCUCCACCUGAUUACAAUAGGUCGUGUUCUGGACUCUUCGCUUGGUAAACUAUUUUGCAGCAUAUACUGUCGGAAAACUCGAAUAAUUUUGCUGUUCGAGAUUCUGCUUCAAGUAUGCUGACGGACGCGCACAAUCACUCUUUAAGAAGCACUGACACAGAAACUCCUUCAGAUUCCGCAAAUAAUUUUAAUGAAUACCAGAAAUGCUCAAAAACUGAUCACCUACGACCAGUACUACUCCUGGCUCUUUAUUACUCUGCGAUGGCCCACGUACAUACUGCAUUCUCGUUCAGCACAGCCAGCCAGGGUCGCUCCUUUCUGACUCACGAUGAUGAUGAAGUCCUUUCAGGCUUUUCUGCACAUGUGCAUGUUUUUGUUUCAGUGAGCCGAGUGGAAUGGAUGCGAUGCAUCCUUCGCAGCGUGGGCCCAUACAUUCCAUAAGCUUGUCGUGGAUCACUCGCGCUGACCUCAUCGAGCGCAAGAACUUUGACGGGUUUCAGCCUCUUUUCCACCACAGCCGCAGUGGCAUCAUCACAGGGCGAACGACGCACAAUUCCAAGGCGCAGGUGGAGCUGAGUCUUGGAACGGAGCUGGCGACGCUUCUUGUUUUCUCACAUGCGCACGUGGCUUCGACGAUAACAUCUCCC